AUGACACGUCCAGAACAUCAGGGGCCUCCAGAGGUUUUUUAUGAUGAAACAGAAGCAAAGAAAUAUACAAGUUAUUCUCGAAUUCAAGCUGUUCAAGCAGAAAUGACAUUCCGUUCAUUAGAACUUCUUGAUCUUCCUCCUGGAAAAUCAUGUUUUUUGAUGGAUAUUGGCUGUGGUUCAGGGCUUUCAGGCGAAAUUCUUGAUCAGGAUGAACAUAUAUGGGUUGGCAUGGAUAUAUCGCCAUCUAUGUUGGAAGUUGCUCUUAAACGUGAUGUUGAGGGUGAUUUGAUCCUAGCAGAUAUUGGACAUGGUAUGCCAUUUCGAGCUGGAUCGUUUGAUGGUGCAAUUUCGAUUUCAGUCCUUCAAUGGCUUCUGAAUGCAGAUACGUCUUCUUCAAGUCCAAAAUAUCGUUUGAUGAGGUUUUUUUCUACACUUUAUGGAUGUUUAGCACGUGGUGCACGUGCUGUUUUUCAAUUUUACCCAGAAACGGAUCAAAGUAUGUCAUUUAUUACAUCUCUAGCAAACAAAUGUGGGUUUUCUGGAGGCGUAGUUGUAGAUUUUCCAGAUAGCAAAAAGUCUAAGAAAUAUUAUAUGGUUCUUCAAGCAGGCAGUGGAACAAAUAUGACCAUUCCUAUUCAGAGUAGAGAAUCGGAAGAAGUACCAAGUCAGACAGUACCUUAUGCUCCAAAUCGGUCAUCUAAGUCUUCACGUGUUAAAAAAAGUCAAAUUAAGGGAACUAAGGAGUGGAUUCUUCGUAAAAAAGAACGUUAUCGAAAGUAUAAAGACAAUGUUCCUCGAGACAGUAAGUUUACAGGGCGAAAACGGCGCCCAAAAUUUUAA
This is a messenger RNA of Pneumocystis jirovecii RU7, 840 nucleotides long. Its product is annotated as 18S rRNA (guanine1575-N7)-methyltransferase. Bases 1 to 840 code for a protein of 279 amino acids. Gene Ontology annotation, biological process: rRNA (guanine-N7)-methylation. The record is from RefSeq and is a predicted model, not a curated record. The transcript has 3 exons. Gene Ontology annotation, cellular component: nucleolus. Gene Ontology annotation, molecular function: rRNA (guanine) methyltransferase activity. NCBI's taxonomy places the organism in Eukaryota, Fungi, Ascomycota, Pneumocystomycetes, Pneumocystales, Pneumocystaceae.